Molecule: messenger RNA, 3481 nt
Organism: Halichondria panicea
Lineage: Eukaryota; Metazoa; Porifera; Demospongiae; Suberitida; Halichondriidae
Product: NACHT, LRR and PYD domains-containing protein 10-like
Exons: 5
Coding region: 903-2441 (512 amino acids)
Source: RefSeq, a predicted model, not a curated record
AGCUCCUCCCCCACAUCUUGAUUGCCCUGUAGUUGACUUGAGUUGGACUGGAGUGUUUCCUUGUCAGCUGGGAUGGAAGGGAAGUGCCCUGGCCGUUCUCAUUCUGUCAGCUGUGUUUAUCACCUGCUACUCACUCAUUAUUUCCUGCUUGGUGAGAUGGAACCCUCGGAAACAAUUGAAGAUCACUUUUGCACUUCUUCAGUUUUUGAGACUCAAGAAAAGCCGACCAAGUUCCAAGUGAGAGUUCAGAGCACUAAUCGACUGAUGUUGCCCCCCACUCUCGAUCAGUCUGUGUAUACUGUUACUGAUAUUCUGCUUGCUGUUACAGUCAGGAGAUGUUGAAGCAAAUCCUGGACCAACGCUUGGUUCAAUUCUGACUCUCAGUGAUAUACAGUUUGUUUAUGAUAAACUGAUAAAUGCCGCUAGAAAUUGGUUGGAUUUGGGACUCGCCCUGGGAUUAAGUUAUAACACCCUCAUGAAUAUAAAAAACGAUCAUCGAGAUAAGAACCAAACUUGUCUACGUGAAAUGAUAGCUGCUCGCAUGGAAAAUGGUCCUCUCACUUAUUCUGAAAUAUGUCUGAGUCUCAGAGCACCAACAGUUGGACAGAAUGAUGUCGCUGAGGCUAUAGAGAAGGAUUGUACAGAUUGCAGCACUUUUCCUGGGCCACCUCCACACCCCCAAUCCCUCCUCGCCCCCCUGCAUAGCUCCUGUGCAAAAUUGUGUACAACAAACUCUGGACCAACUAAACCGAUAUUUGGUAAUCGUCACACAAUUCAACCAGAUGAAGCAAUACGAAAUUAUCGAUUAUAUUUAACUAGUAUUUACGAUACAAGAUCCCUUCCUGUUGAUGACAAAUAUCCUCUCGAAUGCGUUAAACAUUUUGUUAACCUAGUAUGUGCGGAUGUAUAUAAGUAAACAUUUAUCGAGAAAGAAAAUCGAAGGGUCUUGGUCACUAAUAGUCGAGGGCAAGCUGGAUAGUUUUCCUAGAGAGAGAAUCACAAUGGACCAGAUAGCUUCCAAAGUAGAGGGCAAAUUCCCAAAACUAGUGCUGAUUAAAGGGGCCCCAGGAGUUGGUAAAACAACUUUGUCGUGGGAAAUGUGCAGACGGUGGGCUAAUGGUGAACUUUGGACUAAGUACUCGCUCGUUGUACUUCUCCGACUUCGAGAUGAAGACACUCAAUCUGCUAAACACCUAACUGACCUAUUUCAAUGUGAAGAUGCAUGUGUUCCUAGUGUUGUUGAUGCUGUUACUCAGAAUCAUGGACAGGGUAUACUAUUCAUUUUAGAAGGCUUGGAUGAGUUACCGCAAUCUCUUAGAGAAAAAGAGUCCAUCUUCAGGAAGCUAAUAACUGGACGUGUUCUUCCAGGCAGUACUGUGCUUGUUACCACUAGGCCCUGGGCUGUGUGUGAUCUACCUCCUUCUUGUAGCUCAAGAAUUGAUCAGUUAAUCGAAAUCUUAGGUUUUUCCUCCAAACAAAUUCAAGAGUACAUUGAUCUAAUGAUUAAAGAUGGGGUUCCAACAGAAUUGUGUGAAUACAUUAACUCUAAUCCACGUAUCUCUAGUGCAAUGUAUAACCCUCUUCAUGCCAGAAUUGCAGUUGAAGUCUAUAUAAACAGCCACGAGAAGAAGAAUAGUGUUUUUCCUAACACAACAACCGAGCUAUACACCAAAUACUCUGAGGUUUUGAUUGAGAGAUACGUACAUGACAAUCCAAUGCACUUAGAGAGUGGUUGGAAUGGUGAGCUUAGUGAGUUACCUUCAUCACUUCAGUUAUAUUUUGAUAAGCUCUGCCAAAUCGCAUACAAUGGAAUAACAAAAGAAAAGCAACAGUUGGUUUUCUUCAAGGAUAAUAUUCUUGAUGCUAGCACUACACUCGGAUUCAUGAACAGUGUACAUCCUUUACAUAGACCAAGAAACUGUUCUCCAUCUUACAAUUUCCUUCAUCUAACUCUUCAAGAGUUCCUCGCUGCAUUUUACAUUUGUAAGAAUAUCACCCCACGCGAGCAGUUAAUCUUGUUUGAAACAAAGGCUGGUGAUGAAUCCUAUAAGAUGAUUCUAUUGUUUUUAGCUGGAUUGACUAAACUGAGUGACCCAUGGACACAGUGUGUCUUUCCGAAUCCUUACAUGUGCUAUGAGGAAGGAUCUUCAAAAGCCGAAAUAAAGUGCACAUUCUCAGAAGAUCAAAUUUUAUGGAUCUAUGAAAGCCAAAAUACACAAGUUAUGAAGUACAUGUACAACAAUGUGUUGUAUGAGUUAAGGCGAAAUGCUAGUGGGAGAAUUGAAUACUUAAUUGCACUUGGUUACAUUAUAGCUUCUGCUGAUUUCAAAGUAAUUCUAAGUAACGUGUCCUCGUUAGAUGAAAUCGAUGAAUUUGAUACAUCCACACUAGUGGAAGGUAUGAAAACAUGCUCACAGUCUUUCUCUCUAAGAGGAGUUUGAUUCUAGGAGUAUGGAUCUCAGCACAUUUAAGGUAUGCUGUGAUGGUGAGCCCAUAUCUCUGCAAGUGAAGGGGAGCAGUAUUCUGGCUUGCUUUAAGAGCAUGGUGUUUACAUCAAACAUCCAUCCUAGGCAGUGGUGGCCUACUGAGCUUGCACCAGCAAAAGCAGCUAUCAUGAGAAGAUUGAAGAUUGUUAUGUGUUCUGGCCUUUCAUAUGAUCAGAUAUAUGAGAAGUGUAUCAGCCAUUUUCAAGGUGAUCCUACUAUUAUACUGCCUGCUGAUGCUCCUGAGAUACCUGUGUAUUGCCCUCCUGUUGAUCCUGUACUUGCUGCUGAUGUUAGUGAAAGUGAUACAUCCUGUGAUAGUGAUAGUGAUAUGCUUUUCCUAUGUGUGAAGCUGAUGGAACAAUCAUAUAACACUUAACUUUAUGAACUAUAACUUAUCCUUAAGUUUGUAUAUAAUAAGCUGCAUUUUGCAUAUUGAUACUACAUUAAUAUUUCUGCUGUUGAACUCUCAUUAUGCCUGGAGCAAAGUACUUCUCUGUUGUAGUAGCUAAAGCUGCUACCUGUUCUCCUGAUGAGCUGGCUCAGAUACUUGAAGGCCACCAAUCAGCCUUCUGUGAGAGUGAUACACCUUUUAAUGAAAGGCCUUUUGGUAGAAGAUACACCUGGGGUGUAGGUGCUCAGACUAAGACUGUCUCUACAGUUGCUCAUGGAGUUCAGAAGAUUCCAUUCACUGUGCUUACUCUCAUGUCUAUGUAUCCUAUCAGGAGGGCUAAACUCAGAGGUGAUCUUAAUGUGAUCAUGCCAGGCUGGGAUUAUGUCUAUAGUUCUUCUAAUGAUACUUCUAAGAAGGAUGCUGCUCUUGCAUUUAAGAAGUAUUGCUGCUCUGGAGCACCUAUCAUUGAGAGUAUGUUUUGGGAGGAGAAUGUGCUGGAGAUCAGUGAGCAGAUAGCAGCUCACUACAGAAGGUUUACCUCUGCUGCAUCUACAGCUAACAGUGGCUUAGCAUCUAUGUUUGAUGCUGCAUGCUCUUCUACUAA